UUAGGAGCAUGCGCACUAGUACCAUUUCGUGCGUGAGGCGAGAACAGCCGAAAUGGAGGAGAACCAAACAUCGGAGAGUGUCGCCGUGCUACCGGACAUGUCCGAACCGUUGACGAGCGAAACCGAGGAAGCGUCCGCACUAACGACCGAGCACGAGGCGCAUCCUGUAGCUGUUACAGCCAGCGUGACUUCUGUACCGGGUGUUCCAGGUGUUCCUGGAGUCGGUGUACCGGUUUCUUUGCCUGUUGGUUCUAUCAUCGGUGUGGCAAACUCUACCAAUGGGACGACCUUCAACGUCAUCACCUCAGAGCAAUUACAACUGCCUGGGUCUGGACAAUUCAAGCAGAUGCUAUGUGUUGACAAUGGCUUCAUUUGUGAAUCACGUCAUGAUAAAGAUACAGAUCCUUUAAGAUGGAAUGGAGAAUUGAAGGCAACUCAUAUAGUUAUUCAAAAUAGUACUGAUGAAACAGAAUCUGACCAAAUCCAUGUAUCUGCUGCUAAUUCACAACCAAUAUGCAGUUGGUCAGAAUCUGCCAAUUUAGCAGUUCUACCCGUAAGAUGCAAAAACACAAAUGCUGAAUUACAUAAAAGUAAAUUUGGUUCUGGAGGAAGAGGACGAUGCAUCAAAUUAGAAAACAGCUGGUACACUCCAAGCGAAUUCGAAGCACUUUGUGGUAGAGCAUCAAGUAAAGAUUGGAAACGAAGCAUCCGAUUUGGUGGUAGAAGUUUGCAAACACUUAUAGAUGAACAAAUUUUAAAGCCACAUGCAACAUCAUGCACCUGUGCUGCUUGUUGUGAUGAUGACAAUGCAACAGGUCCUGUACGACUAUUUACACCGUAUAAACGUAGAAGAAGAGCCAGAGAUACCUCAGAUAGUGAAAUUCCAAUUCGUAAACAUAAAAGUGAAAAUUCGAGGGAUGGUAGUAACAAUGAAGAAAGUGACAAUGAAAUAGUUGUCCCUGACAAAGACGGUUGGCCACAUUUUGUAUCAACAGAAGGUUUAGUUGUACAACAAUCUCAAGAUCAGGAUUCUGUAGUACAAAGUGUACAUCAAACAGAAAAUACACAGACUGAAGAUCUUUUUAAAAAAUUAGAUGAAAUGUCGCAAAAAAUGUUAAAAUUAGCUUAUGAAUUUAAACGUACAUUAGAAGAAGCAAAAGAAUUGAAUAGGCAACAAAGAAGAGAGCAAGCAUUAGUUGCACAGUUGAGUGCUAGAGGAGAUGUUAUUGAACCUGUUGGCUUACAACCUACACCUGACACUCAUAAUAAAAAAUGUGCUAAUUGUAAUCGAGAGGCAUUUGCUGAGUGUUCUCUAUGCAGACGUACACCAUACUGUUCUACAUUUUGUCAACGUAAAGAUUGGGCUGGUCAUCAAGUAGAAUGUGUGCGAGGUGCAGCUGAAACGGUUAUGCUUAUAGUAGAAAGCAGUAGUGCAGAAACAAAUGCUCUUGCUACAACUGCAGGGGACCAAUAGCUAGUGUUCCUUACACCCAUUCACCAAAGGAAUGUAGAAGGAGAACAAUCUACUAUAGAAACUUCACAAUUAAAAAAAGAGAUGAAGACUUAAGAUAUGAACAUUUCUGGUUAAUGGAAGUAUACAAAAUUUUGUAUAUAUUAUAGUGGCUAUUUUUUACAUAAGUUAUAGUCUAACUAUUUAAAGACUACCAGUGAAUGUGUAUAAAAGCAUAUUAUGUUGUUGAAGACCACAUUUAUGCAUAAACAUAAUGAAUAUCUGUAUAAAUAAUUUUAUAGUACACAUUAUAUACUACGAAAGAAAGAACACUCAUUGUAUAUAUGUUACUUACAAGGAGAGGCCAUAAUUGACAGGUCAUGGAUUUUCAUAUAUCAUGGGUAUAUAGUAAACCUGCACCAAAUACAAUUAAAUUCUUGGUAAGGGAAUGUUAUUCAUAUUUUAAAUUUAAAACAAUUAAGCAUGUGAGAUAUUAACGAUUAAAAGUUGCUAUAUAUUACACAUGUUUAAUCGUUCUCUAAAUUUCAAAUAUAAAUAAUAUUCCUUACACAAUGGCAAUGGGAUUAAAAGCUUUGCCACAAAAAUUAAAUUUGGUGACGAGUUAACUGUGAUCUUUCCUUGUUAGAUAUAAAAAUCUUGAAACGCUCUUAAAAGUGUAUAUUUGGAUCGAAUGUUAAAAUGAAAAAUGACCAAAGGAGAGGUAAUCUUUAAGAAUUUUUCUAGCAAUAAGAUCAUUUAGAUAUUGGGUUAUUCAGAUAUUUUUUAUUGAUUUCUAAUAAAAAUUUAAUAAUAAUUUUUUAUUUUUGCUAUAAUAUUAACCUUUUUCUCCAUGGUAUGCUUUUAAUAAAAUGUGAUCUUUGUGAAUGGAAUGCGUUGCUUAAAAAUCGAUACAAACAGUUCAAACACAUUAUUGAAAACAAUGUUAUCAAACACCCAACUUGUAUUAUUUUACAAUCUUACAGGAGCAUCAAUUAUUUGAGCAUUUGUGUUUCAUAAAUGCAUGUUAAUAUUUCUGUAGGUAUAUCUACAUACUAAAAUAAGUAUAAAAUGUUCUAUGAACAUACGUUCGUUUUUAAGUUGUGCAUAUUAAAAAAAUGUUUUAAGUAUCUACCUCUUAUCCCAAUCGUUCUUAUAAAUGAAUGAAAACAUUCUAUAUUCUAGAAAGGUUUUAUUUUUAUAAUUGACGUAAAUCUUUUUCGUUUCUAUAGAUAAGGAUUUUAUGAUUUCCAAAUGAAUCAUCUGUACUUAAAAAUGGCACAGUCUACCUUUUCAAUUUUUACUAAUUACAGGACGCGAUCAUUUAACCACGUGUGGUAAGUUUAGUGUUAAAAUGUAUUUAUGAAACACUUUGCAUACAUUCUUCGGAACAAAAGAAUUAAUACAAUAAAAUCUAAACAACAUUAUUAAAAAUCACUUACAAAUUUUCUGAAUAACCCAAAAUAUGGCGUCAUAAUACUUUUUGUUCAUAAUAUUUU
This is a messenger RNA of Polistes dominula (European paper wasp), 2946 nucleotides long. It is a transcript of the gene Deaf1, whose product is annotated as deformed epidermal autoregulatory factor 1. Gene Ontology annotation, molecular function: DNA-binding transcription factor activity, RNA polymerase II-specific; DNA binding. Gene Ontology annotation, cellular component: nucleus. Gene Ontology annotation, biological process: regulation of transcription by RNA polymerase II. The record is from RefSeq and is a predicted model, not a curated record. NCBI's taxonomy places the organism in Eukaryota, Metazoa, Arthropoda, Insecta, Hymenoptera, Vespidae.